This is a messenger RNA of Polychytrium aggregatum, 1335 nucleotides long. Its product is annotated as oxidoreductase. The transcript is spliced from 2 exons. NCBI's taxonomy places the organism in Eukaryota, Fungi, Chytridiomycota, Chytridiomycetes, Polychytriales. The record is from RefSeq and is a predicted model, not a curated record. The coding region runs from base 80 to 1057 and encodes 325 amino acids.
CCACAACACCCUUCGUCCCUCGUCCUUCUCCUCCCUCCCCUCGCCUCGAUUCUUCGCUCGGAUCCUCUGUUUACCCACCAUGUCCACGCUCUCGUCCACCAGCACCAGUGACCAAGUCGCUGACUUCUUUGGCGGCCCCCGCUGCGCCGGCAAGACCGUGCUCAUCACCGGCGGCAACACCGGCAUCGGUCAAGAUACCGUCCGUGUCCUGGCCUCCAAGGGCGCCACUGUGAUCUUCACCAGCCGCAGCAAGUCCAACGGCGAUGCCGCCCUCGCCAAGCUGCAAGAGCAAUGCCCCGGCGCCCAGAUCUCGUACAUGUCCGUCGAUCUGUCGUCGCUCCAGUCCGUCAAGGUCUUUGCCGAGGAGUUUACCCAGAAGUACCGCGAGCUGCACAUCCUCAUCAACAAUGCCGGCGUCAUGGCCUGCCCCAAGAGCUUCACCACCGACGGCUUUGAGAACCAGUUCGGUGUCAACCACAUUGGCCACUUUUACCUGACUCAGUUGCUGCUGCCCUUGCUUAAGAGAACCGCCACCGCGAAGGAGCCAGCUCGUAUCAUCAACCUGUCGUCGGUGGCCAACAUCAUGGCCCCUGCCGAAGGCAUCCAGUUCGACGACCUCAACGCCGACAAGAGCUAUUACCGUUGGGGCCGCUACGGCCAGUCCAAGUUCGCCAACGUCCUCUUCUCCAAGGAGCUCCAGCGCAGAUAUGCAACCGAUAACAUCGUCAGCGUCGCCGUCCAUCCUGGCGUCAUCAAGGCGACCGAUCUGUGGCGGUACACGGAUAUGUGGACCAAUGUUACCUUCAUGUACUACAUCCUCACCCACCGACACAUGGCACCGAUGCCCAACGAGCACCUUGCCGAGAAAACGAUUCCCCAGGGCAGCGCCACGACCGUUGUUGCUGCCAUGAGCCCAAGCCUUGUGCCCGGUGGCUACUACGCCGACUGCCAAGAGACCAGCGCAGGCCUGCACAAGCUUGCCAACGACGAAGCCCUGGCCAAGAAGCUGUGGGAGUACUCUGAGAAGGCCAUCUCUGAACGCGUGGCCAAGUUUUGAGAGGGUGCUGCUCGGAGUUGAUCCAGCCUCUCGCGCGGUUAUCUCAGUCAAUUCUAUGGUUUCCAUGCUCCCUUUCCACCUCCAAAAAUGGUGUCUAUGCUUUUAUCUGUUUGGAUUGUGGUAUUCAGUCCGCCUUGAGGUAUUCGGUCCGCCUUGAGGUAUCCAAGGCCCCCCUCAUCGUCGACUACUGUCUCCGCUUUCCCCCGCGUUGCUGCGUUAUGUGUCCUCAUCGAUUUCGUUUGUGAAGCUUUCGCCGCUGAGUAAACCUCUAAUACCUA